Messenger RNA from Suillus paluster, 396 nucleotides. RefSeq lists its product as uncharacterized. Lineage: Eukaryota; Fungi; Basidiomycota; Agaricomycetes; Boletales; Suillaceae. The annotation marks the transcript as partial. The transcript has 3 exons. The record is from RefSeq and is a predicted model, not a curated record.
AGAUGCAAUGCCAGCAGACUGCCACUUUAGAUUGGUCAACGAAUCCACACCGUUUUCCGCGCGAGUAUUGGACCAAUCUCACGAAUGUAUCGACCCUUUCCGUGCUCGAGGUGGAGAUAUGGCGUUAUAGGGGUGGUGAAACGAUCCCACCAAACAAGGUAAGAACGGCAAGACAUACCAGUCGAUCGUGUUCAGCGUCGAAUCCCACUUUGGUCUCGUUGCGCAGGAGUUUUUGCAUCACGCCCUCAGUCCAAGUCCAAGAGCGUGGCCAAAUGAACGCCGUCACAACUCAGUGAUCCGCUUCCAAGGCCUCCGAUACAAAGGGCCUACGAAUUGCGGGAAGUGCAUGUCAUCAAAUUAUCAUAGAUCAGAUCCAAUUUCAGUGGGGGGGAGGGG